GUUCCUUCCCCUUAUAUUCACUGUCUGGAGAGUUUGUCAGAGCACGCAAAGCUGUACAUCAUUACACUCUGAGCUACAACCUCACUGCUUCACCUCCUGUGAGUCACCGUCUAAAAAGUGAAAAUGGGGAAAAUUAAUGGAUGCCUCAAGUGCAUUUUUAUUUUCUUCAAUGUGCUGUACAUGAUCUUGGGAUGUGCGCUGAUUUACGGCGCAGUAAGGGCGACUGCCGUGUCUGUGCAGAUGUCAUCAUUUGGUAUGCCAGGCUUGGGCUGGGCAUGGGUUUUUGCCAUUGGUGUCCUCGGUGUCUCCUCCUUUGGAAUCUACGCUGCCUGCUCUGAGAAAGCCCUCGCCCUCAAAAUAUUUGCAGGAUUUAUGGGCGUUGGAAUGAUCAUCAUGAUGAUUUUUGGCAUCAUUGUAGCAGUCCAAAGAAACCAGUUAAAGACUAUCUUCUACAGUGCCUCCAGUGAACUAGUGGAGCCUUACAUGAAAGAACAAUCCUUGAGAGAUAUGCUUGAAGCCAUACAGCAAACUGGGCAAUGCUGUGGAAUAGUGAGCGCUAACGACUGGGGUGAGGAAAUUCCCAAUUCCUGUGAAUGCAGGCCUUCAGAUAUGGGAUUUGGAGGAUAUGGCUCAUGCAAAAGCAGACCUCAGGGAAUCAGAGGCCCAUCUAAAAUCUUUGCACAGUCCUGCGGUGACCUCAUCUUUUCGUAUGUAGACAUUUUCUUCAAGAUCCUUUUGGGCUUCUUCUUUGGAUUUGCUGUGACAGCACUACUGGGCCUGCUUAUUACCAUCUUCAUGAUCCAUCAGGUGAAACGUAAUGACACUGGAGGAGGCAUUGCCAUGAAGGGCUACUGAAGAGAACCACCAUGCAGCUAUGUCCUCUGAUCAUCAACCAUUGCAUUAGGUUACCACAAGAGAACUCUGUGGUCAGGACAUCACCUCUUUUUUUUACUUUGAUUUAUGAAAAAACUAAUGUUUGCCUUGAGAGAGAGGAAGCAGAUGGCAAUGUGGCAUGCUGCAGGAUUUUAUUCAGGACAGAAACUGCUGCCUUUCUGUCCAGCUUUCCAAUGUACAAAACAUAGCUUAGAAAGCAAAACUUUUUUUAAAAAAGCUUUAUGUCUCUUAUGUGUUAUGUGAUGUUACGCAGUAUUCUACUCAUCUUAUGUAGAGACCUUUUAAUGAAAAGAAGUUAAACCUUUAAAUCUGACUUUGUUAAACCGAGGAGGCUGAAGUUGUUGAGAAUAGUAAUUUUUUUUCUGGUUGCAUUAAAAAAAGUGAAAACUCCAACUAAACUUCGCUAGAUAAAAACAAACAAACAAACAAACAAACAUCCAACUGCGUAGUUGAAAUUGUCUGGAUUGUUUGACUGUUUUGUCUUUAAGUAUGACAUUCACUGAAUAGGUUAAAGAAUUGUUUAGCUUGAAUUGAUUUUUUGGGAUUACAUUUAAACAUGCACUGAUUUGUCCCCUGGUUAAGAAAAAAUAAGUAAAUAAAUGAAAGACUGAUUCCUUCUGUUUCUGAGAUAAGGUCAGUAAUCUAAAUUAUUAUUACGUUCAAAUUGAAGUCAAAACCUCCUCGGGUUAAAAUGACCAAGUCAGAAUGGCACUUAAGCUGUCACCUGCCUGUGUUUGUAAAGAAAUAUAAAACAAUGAAUUCAUAUAAUUUUUAAAACUAUGUUUUUUUUUUUUUUAUGUGAGAAGCACCUGAGUCAUAGUUUAAGAUGAAAACAGUCUUUCUGUGGUUGUUCUAUGGUUAAAUUGUAAAAUCAGAUUUGUCCAUUUAAGGUACACUUGUGUAAAUGGAGCGUAUGUGUACUAGAAAAUGACUAAAAAAAUACUUAUCAUAAUGUCAUCUAUGGUGAUAAAAGCUAAGUGACAAACAGAAAAAUAGAUCAUCCACUGACAGAAAACUCAUCUGUCAUUAAAAUGGAAAAAAAAGAAAAUGUAUUGGCAGCACUUUCUAACAGAUAGUUUUGCAUUUUGCAGCUCUGUUUCCUGCUCAUUACACAGAAACUGCCCCAGAGGUAAUUGAGUGGUAAUAACUUAUAAAUUGCCACAUUAUCACAGUUUUGUUUUGUCUUUGUUAUCCUACUAUUACCAUUUUAUUACAGAGCUGUAUUUCCAUAUUAUUACCCCCAGUUUUUGGACUCUUAUUAUUGUAUUACAUACAUUUCAAGGUAAUAUUACUCAACUGUAGCUACUGUUGCUGCCAUGAUAUUACUUGUAUAAAACUUCUAUUACUUUGGUAAUUGCAUGGUAACAACUAAGAAAUUACCACAUUAUUACGCUCUUGUUUCUCUCUUGUUGUCCUUCUGUCACCACUUUAUUACAGAGCUGUAAUAGAAAGUGCUACCAACGUAUUAAAGUUAAGGAUAUAUUGUUACAGGAUUGCUAUAUGAUCUGCAUUAAUAUCAUUAAUAAAUAAGCUCUAGAGACUGAAAACACA
Molecule: messenger RNA, 2445 nt
Organism: Oreochromis aureus
Lineage: Eukaryota; Metazoa; Chordata; Actinopteri; Cichliformes; Cichlidae
Product: tetraspanin-5-like
Exons: 9
Coding region: 124-855 (243 amino acids)
Cellular component (GO): membrane
Source: RefSeq, a predicted model, not a curated record